Myzus persicae (green peach aphid) is the source of this 1123-nucleotide messenger RNA. RefSeq lists its product as uncharacterized. Lineage: Eukaryota; Metazoa; Arthropoda; Insecta; Hemiptera; Aphididae. The transcript has a single exon. The record is from RefSeq and is a predicted model, not a curated record. Bases 629 to 952 code for a protein of 107 amino acids.
AUUAAAAGUUCAAAUAAAGACAUUUUAAAGAAUUCAGAAAAAAAAAUUAUGCAAUUUUAGUAAAGGAAAAUGUACACAGUUCUUCCAAAAAGCUUUUUUUUAAAAAGUACAAAGGUUUUCCAAUAUUAAAUCCAAAAGUUUAAAAACUUUAAGACCAGAAGACCAGUAGAAUAAGCAUUAAAUAAUUGUAAUAUUGUAUCAAAAGAAGUGAAAAAAGUUUCAGAUAAGGAUUCAAUUGUUAAUAAUACAGAACUCAAAACCAACGAAUUGGCUAAUGAAAAGCUUAUGAGUUUAUCAAUUGAUAUUCAAUUCAACAUUAUUCCGGCAUCUUUCCCUUUAAACUGUGUUAAUGUUAGUGUUCCUGAGUAUGCUAAUUUUUUUAUGAGUAUUAGUAAAUCUUCUAAAGAAUAUAUGACCGCUUUUGGAAACUUCUCAAAAUAAUACUGAAAAGGGAUCAUUAAUAAUUAUAGAAAAGUUUAAUAACUUUUCAGUUUUUCUAGGUUGUGUCAUCACUGCACUAAAUAUUGAUAAAUCCAAUGAUAUUUAUUCUGAGCUAGCAUCUUUAUGUUCUAACAAAAGAAUUCCUUCUAUAGAUAAUUUUAAAGAUGAACAAUUGUGUAUAAAAAAUAUGAGGAAAGACAAUAUAAUUGGGAAAUUUGAAGAUGAACAAAAACAUAACCCUAACUUUAAUUUUUAUGAUAAUACUUCAAAACAACUAUCACUUCAGAAUAAAGAUAUGAAUCUAACAAUGGACACAUCAAUUACACAAGAAGACUAUCAUCAGUUCCAAAAAGUGACCAGCUGUGAUAACUUUAUAGAAAAUAUUUGCAAAAAUGUAAACAAAUUAACAGAUUUAAACAUACCUAUACCACAAUUACUAGCAAAUAUAAAAAACUCAUCAAAUUUAAAGUCUGAUGAAAAUGAAAGUGGUAUUGAAAGAAAGCAAUCUUAAAAUGAGUUGUAUGAAAAACUGAAAAAACAGAAGAUAUGUUAAGGUGUUUUAAUAAAUAGCUUUUUUUUAAUAGUUGUUAGAUGAAAUAACUAUAAUAUUUAUAUUUUUGUUCUUAAUAUACGUAAAUAAAAACUUGUGUCUGAACAUUUUGCUUAAAACCGUCCAACUUUU